Molecule: messenger RNA, 399 nt
Organism: Capronia coronata CBS 617.96
Lineage: Eukaryota; Fungi; Ascomycota; Eurotiomycetes; Chaetothyriales; Herpotrichiellaceae
Exons: 2
Coding region: 1-399 (132 amino acids)
Source: RefSeq, a predicted model, not a curated record
AUGUCUCCUACAAAACUCACCUCUGCCACUUCAGCAGACUCAGUCUCGAACACGAACCCUCUGACCGAACGCUCUCCAAACACCGCGUCGCCCUCGAAACCCAAGGCAUCAGACAAAAUCACCACUUCGGCGAUGGAUGGGAAGCAGAUGCCGCGAUUCGACCACACUGCGCAGAAAUAUCCGGUCGCAUCAGCUUCAGCAAGUGCUGGUCAGGGUCAGGGUCAGAGUCAAAAUCAGACAUAUAUCUCGCCGUCGGACGCCAUGCAGAGUCCCACGACGAAGAAGUUGAGUGAGAUCAAGGGGCGCCGAUUCAUGAAUGCCAAACCUCAGACCCUGUUUGCCAAAACCCUGAAUCAGAACCAUGCCAGUCUGAAUUUCCAGGCUAGGGAUUUGAAAUGA